Messenger RNA from Bathycoccus prasinos, 2574 nucleotides. Its product is annotated as inositol monophosphatase. NCBI's taxonomy places the organism in Eukaryota, Viridiplantae, Chlorophyta, Mamiellophyceae, Mamiellales, Bathycoccaceae. Gene Ontology annotation, biological process: phosphatidylinositol phosphate biosynthetic process. The transcript has a single exon. The record is from RefSeq and is a predicted model, not a curated record. Bases 1 to 2574 code for a protein of 857 amino acids.
AUGUCGACCACAUCGUCGUCGGAAAUGAUUUCCGUGGAACAACUCCUGACGGAUUGCAUCGAAAGCUGCUUUCUCGGAUGCGUCCAAAUCCGGGAAGUGCGAUCGAAAGGAAUAUCUUCGGUGCGAUCGAAAAUCGAAGGCGACGCGCGGUCGGCGUUGACCGAAGCGGACGUGAAAGCGCAAGCGGUCGUUAUCGGGAGCUUGAGGAAGACGUACGGUGCGAGAUUGAACGUCGUCGGCGAGGAGGACGGGAACGAGGACGCGACGCCGACGGAAAGCGAAGUGUGCGAGAGUUUACGGAAAGACGUGCGGUUUAGCGAGUGCGUGAAGGAGGCGGUGAGAAAAGCGUGCGAAGAUGGUGGUUUUCGACAGGGCGAAGACGCGGUUUCGAUGGAAGACGUGUGCGUGUUCGUCGAUCCCGUGGACGGGACGAGGGAGUUCGUGGAAGGGAGAUUGGAGAACUGUCAGUGCUUGAUUGGUAUUUCCGUGAAUGGACGCGCCGUGGCGGGGGCGAUUGGGUUGCCGUUUCCAAAAGGCGCGAAAGGGUUUGAGGAGGAUAAAGAUGACGCGGAGAAAUCGGCGAUUGUGUUUGGUUUGUGCGGAAUGGGAGGCGCGGACGAUCCGGAGAGCGAUAAAGGCGUCGUCGGGGUGUUUAACGAACAUUUACUAGCCGAUGGGUACGUAACCACGAGCGAAGUAAAUGGAAGUGAACGGUUUUCAAUUACCACAGGGGAUAGUAAGAACUUACUGUUGAAAGCGAGCGUAGACGCCGUCGUCGAAGCGGCGAAGGAAAACCAAUCGUAUUUACAGGACAUAGAUAGACCUUUAGUCGGAGGCGCGGGCAGUAAGAUUGUCAACGUCGCGUUCGGUAAAGCCGACGUCGCGUUGAUGCAUCCGACGUGUUUGUGGGAUAGUUGCGCACCAGAGGCUGUUUUGAAAGCGGCUGGAGGGUACGUGUCGGAUUUUUUCGGCGCGCCUUUGUGUCACAGUAAAGACGCGAGGACGGUGGAAAACAAUCUCGGGAUCAUAGCAUCUAUGCCGAGAGAAAAGACGCCGAAGAGAGCGGAAAUGUGCGCGAAACUGCGCGAGAGCGAGACUUUGCGCGCUUUGUUCGGCAAAGAGGCGGGUUUUUCCGAGGACGGUAGUGUAAAAAAGAGCGACGUUCAAAAAGCUCAAGCUUUUGACAUCGCGAGAGCGUUGGACGGAGCCCCGUUGACGGUAGAUUAUUUAAACGACGAGAUUCUUUGUAGUUUGAGUAGGAAAAGCGCGUACUCGGACGACGACGAGAAAACUGACGAUGUCAUGUCCAUGACCUCAUCGAACGCGUUAGUUUCGUACUCAGUAAACGAAGACACCGCGGUUCGAGGAUUGAUGUCCGACGCCGUUCGAAUACACUUGGAGUGGAAAGACAACUCGGAAAAAUCGAGGACGCCAAAAUCGUUAUUUUAUAAACGCGUGGACAUGCAAAGUCUCGCGCACGUUCGUUUGAAGAAAAGUACCGCGCCGAUGAAAAUUGGACGCGACGUGAGGUCUUUCUACGUCGAGUCUGCGUUCCUUUCUUCGAACGCGGCGAGAGCUUUGCACUCCGCCGGCGUCGGCGUGCCCAGAUGCUACGCCUCGGCGUUUCAACUCAACGAAAAUUCCUCCGUGGACUCGAAAUUCGCGCUGUGCUUGGAAGAUUUCUCGCCUGAGGACGGGUGGUACCAAGAAAAGUCGCUCAACUUGGCGCAAGCGAAAAGCGCCGUUAUCGCUUUGGCGAGAAUGCACGCGUUUUUCCUACCCGACGCAAACUAUUUGAAAGAAUCAGAAGAGAACAUUCGGGAAUUAGAAAGCGCCGUCUGGCGCUCGGGAACGUACUGGCAACCGUCCAUGCAAACCAUGGACGAGCAAGUCGCGAAUCUUCCUCAACGAUGGGAAAAUUACUUGAAAUCCUUCGAAAAGGAAAUCGCCGAACACGUACCGAAAACCAACGACAUCGGUACCGUCGGCGAGCGGUUACAAAAAGUUGCGGUGGCCAUUGGAAACGAAGCGUUUCCGUUCGACGUUGACGAUAUCGCCUCCGUUCCAGAAAGACUUCGAAAGCAGCGCACCAUCGCUCACGGCGAUCCAAAGGCGGGCAACAUUUUCUUAAAAGAAUCGUCAUCGUCUUCGUCGUCGUACGACUGCGGUCUCAUCGAUUUUCAAUGGUCCGGCUUCGGUCUUCCCGGCACUGACCUCGGCCACUUCAUCUGCGCCUCCGUCACCGCCGACGCGCUCUUCGACGACGGCCAAACCUUAAUCGACGUCUACUACGAAAACUUUUGCACCUUUGCUACUGAAUUCGGCUGCGGUGCAAACGUUUCCGAAUCCAUACUCACCAAAGACGAACUCCGGCGUCAAGUCGACGUUUCCAUUUUAGACACCAUGCGGUGCAUCUUCGGCUACCAAUGGCACCGCGCGAAAGCCUCGCCAGAUAUGUUAGAGAGGAAUAAAAACAGCGUAGGGAGGAACUCGUACAAUAAAUGCACGUUCAACGCCGUGUGGGUCAUGCGAAGGUGCGACGAGUUGCUCCGAUUGAAUGCUUUCCAUCGAUAG